Messenger RNA from Haliotis rubra (blacklip abalone), 6043 nucleotides. RefSeq names its product twinfilin-2-like. Gene Ontology annotation, biological process: actin filament depolymerization; barbed-end actin filament capping; positive regulation of neuron projection development. Gene Ontology annotation, molecular function: actin monomer binding; actin filament binding. The record is from RefSeq and is a predicted model, not a curated record. The coding region runs from base 77 to 1126 and encodes 349 amino acids. NCBI's taxonomy places the organism in Eukaryota, Metazoa, Mollusca, Gastropoda, Lepetellida, Haliotidae. The transcript has 10 exons. Gene Ontology annotation, cellular component: myofibril; cytoplasm; actin filament.
CGUGAUUAAGAGGGAGUGUGCUUCCUCAAUCGGACACUUCCACUUCCUACUGGGCCGGUACUAGUUUUGUGCAAAAAUGUCACAUCAAACAGGAAUAUCAGCAUCCAAGGGUUUGGCUGAUUUCUUUGCCAUUUGUAAGGAUGGAAGUAUUCGCUUAGUGAAAGUCUCUAUUGAAGAUGAACAACUUGUACUUUCUCACAACGAACAACCAGUGAAUACUUGGGAGGAGGAUUAUGACCAGCUGAUAUUGCCGCUGUUGGAGGAAAAGCAGCCAUGCUACAUCUUCUUCCGCACAGACGAACUUGGAGGCACAGGAGACACUUACCAGUGGAUCUUCAUCAGUUGGUCUCCAGACUUUUCACCAGUCCGCCAGAAGAUGUUGUAUGCGGGAACUAGGGCAACUUUAAGGAAGGAGUUCGGUGGCAAUUACAUCAAAGAUGAAGUUUUUGGAACUGCAAGGGAGGACGUGACGUUGGCAGGCUACAGGAAGCACCGGCAAUCCCAGCAGGCACCAGCGACGCUCACGUACGCCGAGGAGGAACUGGACUUGAUCAAGAAGAAUGAGGUUCAUGCGGAGAUCGGCAUCGACACGAAGCACCAAACAGUCCAGGGGGUGAUGUUCCCCCUCACACAGGCGGCCCGGGACAAGGUCCUGCAAUACAAGGAGGGCAUGUACUCAUACAUUCAACUUAGUUUAGAUCUCAAGGAAGAAGUGGUAGAUGUUGCGUUAGUUGAAGAAGACAUUAACCUGUCCAGACUAUCAUCUAAAGUCCCCAUGGACCACGCCCGUUACCAUCUGAUCAACUUCAAGCACACACACGAAGGUGACUACAUGGAAAACACAGUGUUCAUCUACUCCAUGCCGGGGUACAAGUGUUCCAUCAAGGAGAGGAUGCUUUACUCCAGCUGCAAGUCCCCACUCACAGACACCCUAGAGAUGUCCUACGGCAUCCCCAUUGUCAAAAAGAUUGAGAUUGAUGACCCAAAAGAAUUAACUGCGGAAUUCUUGCAAGAGGAGAUACACCCCAAGAAAAAUGCUGUGCGCCAAUCGUUUGCCAAGCCGAAGGGCCCGGGGGGUCGUGGUCCGCGGAGGAUGACGAAACCCAAACCUGCAGGAGAAGAUUGAUACGACAGAUGGCUAGGCUAACACAUCAUGUCACCUGUAUCAUCAUGUUAUCAUUGCUUUGCGCCAUGCUCAGGACAGAUCUUUAGUAUUUAUGUUUUUGUUAGGGUCCUUCAGUGAAGAGGAAAAAGUUUUUAAAGGGCAAGAGGGAAAAACUGUAAAUUUUGUCCAUAAAAAGAAUAAAACAUUAUACCAGAAAACAAACAAAACAAUUAAUCCAAAAUUAGACAGCAUAUUCAUAUAUAUUUUCCAUUAAGCACAAAUAUGGGUUGGAUUGUCUGUAAAACGAGAAAUUGUUUUGGGUCGGAAUUUCCUUCUGAGUAUAAAUUGAUUAAGUGACACAUUAGGAAAGUGGAAGUACUUUUUGUUUUAGGAGAUAUUGCUUUCAGUUUCAGUAUGCAAGCCAACACUUAUGUUGAGAUUUGUUAUUGUUUUCAUGAAGAGAGUUGUGUUCACAUGUUGAAAUAUGUUUUAUGCUAAAAAAAUCUAUAUUUUUGUUAUUUAUCAGAGUAUAUUUCUGAUGCGUUAGUAUGUGAAUGACAGAUGGGUACAAUAGCAGGAAGAUGAAAAAUUGAAAUGUAGCUUUGUAGAAUAUUUCAAUUUAUAUAUAUGGUUUUAGCUGUAAUUUAAAUAUGAUGUUGAGUCUCUCAGUUCUAAGUAUUCUGUUUGCAUUAACAUUACCUUAGAGCAUUAUUGAUUUUUAUUUUGAAUUUAUUUGGAUGAGGAUUUUUCAAAUUUGAAUGAAUUUGUGUAUGCAUAGUCUCUGUUCACGUUCAGUUUCCUGAUCAUGAAAAUAAAAGGGGUAUCUCCUUGCUUCGAGACACUUCUUUGAUGUGCAACUGCUGAGGGUUUUCCAAUAGUGUUCUUGAUGUAUUUAUUUUUAGUUAAUAAGUAUCGGCGAUAUAGUAAAGGGGAGUGUAACAUUUAUUUAACUUGAGCACAAUUCAAAACUGUGUACAUGUUUUAAGUAUAGGAGUACGAUACACUUUUUACCCCUUUUCACUCGGGAUUAAGAACAAUGAAAAGGAUGUAACAUGAUUUUAUAUAAUUUCUGUUUAGGUAACAACAAUCUUUAAUGUUAUUUAUUUGGAUCACUCCUUGAUUUCGUCUGUGCUGGUUAUGAUAAAUGUAGCGUGGUAUGGUAUAAGGGACACCUUCAUUAUGAACCAUGAUUAUUUGAAGCUAAUUACACCAACAUUUCCCUGUAUACUGUAACAUAAUAAACAUUUAUUUUUGUUAAAGAUGUCUGCUGGUUUGAUUUUGUGCGGGUAUCUCAACUCCAAUUGCUGUGUCAACAGUCCCUUAAUGAUAUUUGUCUUGUAAAUCGCCAAUAUGAAUCACAAAAAUAAGGUAAAAGGUUAACAUAACAGUAGUUUAUACAAAACAAAAGUUAAGUCCUAUAUUUUGCUUACAACAAUGGGAGACAUGUUCUUAUGACUGUGAUUUCUCUACAUUGCAACCUUGAUGCCUGAGGGAAGAUAUCUCACAGAUGAAAUUACCUGAGGCCUGCAUCACUGAAGGCUUUCCUUCCACAUUAACUGUUUACUUCUUGAUACAACUGGAACACUGGGGUGUUAACAAGUUUACUCUCAUUGACUGAGUAGCUGCACCCUAUGAAAUAAAUGGGAAUAUGUACUAGUUUUUGCUCAAAUAAUGCACAUUGUUUUUUCCCAUGUGUGUAGGAUAUAAAAAAAUGUUAAACACUUUUGUUUUCAAUUCUACUUUCAUUUAAAAGUGUUCACACAGUGAAGUAUUUGUUUCAGUAAAGAGUGACUUUCGUACACCUAAACCCAGAAAUAUGAACAGUGCUAAUGAUGCAUUAGUCAAUUAAAAGCUUUUACCUCUCCUUAGGAUGGAAUAAUACCAGCAGACAUCUUUAAGUUCUCGAAGUUGUAACUGUUUUUGUUAGCCCUGCCAACAUUCCUGGUGUACUGUUUCUACCGAGUCUAAGUCUUUUGUUUCCUUUUGGGUCACAUGUGCCCUUAUAGUCAUGUGUACCUAGCAAGGGUGGAUAACUCUGGAUGCUGCCUGUUCACAACAAAGGUAGGUAACUCUACAUUUAAUGUGUGGUUAACAGGGGCAGGUAACUUGGCUGAUCACACAGCAAGGGCAGAUAACUCAAAACGUAGGUUCAUGACAUCGAAAUCUGUCAUAGAUUUUGGUUAAUUCAGCAGGAAGCAAAAGACUUUCAAUUCUUGGACAUAUAGACUUUCUCAGGAUAUCUUGUGUUGAAUUCAGAUUGUUAUUGAUUGCUUGCUCACACUCAGUAUUCCAUUUCCUGUAUGUUCAGUUCUGUUUUACCCUAUCACACAUCGUCAGAAACCAUUUUCCUUGUCUCAUAAGAAGGUUGGCUUAUUUUUGCAUUGUGUUUUUGUUGUUGCUACCAACAGUAGGUGUUAAGGGUUUAUGCCCUUUUUCUCUAGUAAUUUCUGAUUAUGUCAUUCUGGGAAAGUCACCAGGAUAUGAACGGUAUGCUGAGACGUUGAAUUCAGCUGCUAAUUAGGUAGUCCUGGAAUGGUUCUGUUUCAGGUAAUGUGGUUCUGAAUGCUUGCCGAUUCUUGUCUAAUUGUUAAAGACUUAAAGGCAAAUGAUAAAUAUUAAAAUGUACUUUUGUAACACUAUUACAAGGAGAGCUGGGAAGAUAAUUCAGGUCACAAUAUAUGAACAGGGACAGUGUUACUGAUCUCAUUACACAAACCUCCUGCCUUAUCCUGGUAGUUUGUAUUAUAUGUAAUGAAUAAGCUUUGGAGAGGAAAACUUGACAUGAAACAUGCAGUUGUUUUGCAGUGGUUCUGUAAGGGCAUUGACUGGUAAGAGUUCCGCCCGUAACCACCCCUUGAAAUGUUAGGGUUAGGUCCUGACAUCUGAACCUUUUUAGAAAUCUUUUUAUUCCCCAGAACUUCUAAACCUAAAAAAAAAAAAAUAUAUAAGUGUCCCUUUUUAUAAACCCCAUCUAUAUUUAGGCACAAAAUGAUAAAAAAACGGGGGUUAAGGGUGGAACUUUCCCAUUGAUUUAGUCUAAAGUGUUGAAAUUGUUUUACUUACAGUAAUCUGUUUGACACUGUUAUAGCUAGGCAUGCUGCAGCCUUGUAUAAGAUGCCUUUGACAGUGGAUCAUGAUGAUCGUGCACUGGCUUAUUCCCUGAAAUCAUCCAUUGAUGGCGUCAGUUGUUGCUCAUUCAUUCAGUCACUGGUUUGUCUAAUCCAGACUUCAUUAUUUACAGACUGCUGUGAUAUAGCUUUAGCUGGAAUAUUGCUGCCUUUGCAGUUAAGCAACAUUCACUCCUUCACAUUGUGUGUCGUGGGCAAGAUGGUGGUAGGCCUUGAUGUAUCCUUAGAAUUUUAGAAAUAUUAGAGGAGGAUAGCAGUCGUUAGCAUUAACUUAAGGUAUGUUGAUUAAUAUGAUUGUCAUCUCCAUUUAUGUCACCUUCCAAUUGAGCAUUAAAUCCAUGCCCAUCUAAGUACAGUGUUAGGGUAGGUAAUUAUAUCAGUGCAGUGUAAGGGCGGUUAACUCUAUCAGUACAGUAUAAGGGCAGGUAACUCUAUCAGUCCAGAGCUGGUAACCUAUCACAACUUCAGCAUGGCAACAUUAUUUGAAUGUCUUUGGACCUUUCAUUCAGAUUUUAUUUAUAAUAAAGAACAAAUUGUGCUUUUCAUUGCAUCAAUUGUUGCGCAGACAAACAAAUACAUCCGCUGAAAUCAAAUUCAAGUAUAUUUAAUGGUUAUUAUUUCAUUAAGUAAGCAGUGCUCGAAAUAAACAAUCAAAGACUACAUUCAAAUUUUAGCAACUCAGAAUGAAUAGAAUUAGGGGUCCACAGAAUCGAUAAGGAGUCUAUGUACUGACAACUUUUCCAAAAACGUUAUCCAUUUAUUCUGAAGAGUGAUUGAAGUGAUUGUGAGUAAAAGUUCUUUGGUUAAAAUGGUGGCUAAGCUGGUGAAUAUAUUUUGUUUUAUGAAACCAGAAAGGUACAUAUUGUUCUGAACGUUUUAUGCAACUAGAUCCGUAGAUGUACACUUCACGUUUCUUUCCGGGAAUCAUCAACCACGUUAUCAAACUACCGUCCAGCCAGCUGAUAACAGCACUAACUGCAGCUGUACUUCGACUGUCAGAUAUAUUUUGCAAAUCGUGUUUUGAUGGAACAUGUUAUUUUCUGAUAGUGCUGUCUUAUCUGUUUCGGUCACUGUCUGAUCAUGUGCUUAGCUUAGCUUCUGGAUGGGUUUUCUUUCAUUCCUUGACUUUCAUACUAUAUAUCUUUGCUUAUCGCAAAAUUUUAACGAUGUAUAUAUGGAUCCGAAGAGCAUUGUUUGUGUGUAUGUACAUAGUUUUAACUUGUACACGUUUUGGAAAUUUUUGCAAUGAACAAUUAUGUCAAUGUGUUGAACAUUUCAAAAUGUGGGGAUAAUUAUCUUGCCCAUGAUUAGCCAAAACCUAUUUACAUUGAUGUGGAAGUCAUGAAACAGAAAGUGGUAAUUUUUCUUAAUAUUACUGAAAUGAAAAGACAGGUAUUUAUAAUUUAUGAGUGAACGAUGAAUUGAAAAAAAGUAUAGCUGUACAAAGUAAUGAAGGAUAUUUUUUUGAGACAUAAUGAAAUAUGAUAAUUAUUGCUCUUGUGAGUUUUUGCUGAUUUGAGAUGUAGACUAACAAUGAGUAUGGAUUAUGGCUAUUAUUAUGAUAUAAUAAUAAUGUGGUGAGUUCAUCCACCGUUUUGUCUUGUGUUUUCUGUACUAAGGUGCAAUCUGUACUUUCUGUGUAGGAGUGUUGGAUGUUUCGGUGGAGCUCUGCUGAGUGCCCUGUGCACUGUUUGGCUCCAGUGUUAAAGUGAUACCUGUUUACAAGGAGUGUUGAUAUUCGUUAGCAAAUAUUCUGUAAGAUACCUUUCUUGUAAAUAUUGAUACUAAUAAAUAAUUAUUUGUUCUUCAA